This is a messenger RNA of Habropoda laboriosa, 2557 nucleotides long. RefSeq names its product nitric oxide-associated protein 1. The transcript has 8 exons. Lineage: Eukaryota; Metazoa; Arthropoda; Insecta; Hymenoptera; Apidae. The record is from RefSeq and is a predicted model, not a curated record. Gene Ontology annotation, molecular function: GTP binding.
AUGACGUAUACUGGAAAGAAAUGGAAGAAGAGUCGAAGACUGUUACACAGGCAUAAAAGCGAUUUGGACCCGUUUUCCUCUCGAAAACGACUACACAACAUAUUUCUUUUGUCCUUCGUGUAACAUGCGAGUUAUAGCGGAAUCUUGGCAAGAAUCAUCAUGCGCUAUACGAGCGUUAGGCUGUGGUUCUUUCAAUUCGCACAUAGUCAUGGUAUGUGCCGUAACUUUCAAUUGCCGCGCUUUCAGCAAACAAUUUCGUACAAAAGCGUUCAGAGUAAAUCGGAUCCAAAAGUUGCAGCUCUCCGAGAUAAAUUAGUAUAUUGCGAUUAUUUGGAUCUUGACAAGGUAAAACUGGGAUAUAAGAAACGUACCGAGUUUCGAAGGAAAGAGUAUCAGCGGAGGGAAAACUUGAGAUACAAAAAGGUUGCUUAUCACCCGGUAUUUAGCGUUACCUUAAACGAUGCAGCGGAGCGAGAAGACGAAAUAGCGAAGGCGGAAGAGAAGGAGGAGGAGGAUGAUGAUGAUGAUGAUGAUGAUGAUGAUGAUGAUAUGUUUAAAAAUGUGAUGAAGAAAAAGCCUCUGUAUAUGCCGUACGCGGCGGUAGAUAGAUACGAUUCGACGCCUAUCGAUGAUUCGAUGCCGGACAAUGUCGAAGAAAGCGUAUUGAACGACAAAUACAAGGCUUUGUACGAGAAAUAUUUAGAGGUAAAAAAGAGCGACCCGAGUAACAUGAAUCAGUUGGAGUUUGAAGAUUUGAUGAGAAAAGGUGAAGACGAGGUAUUGAAGGAUGCGCCGGAAGGGGAAUUGUGGAAGGUUCCGCAUAAUUGGAUGGUCGAUUACGAACACUUUGACGAUACUUCGAUCGAUAUGAAUUGGUACAAGAAUUACGGUACACCGAAUCCCGAUUCAGAAGUGAGUCCUGUUCCAUGCGGCGGCUGCGGUGCUUUGUUGCAUUGUAAAGACCCAGGGAUUCCUGGUUAUUUACCAUCGGAACUAUUCCGCUGUAACAGCGACGAUGAAUAUUUGAAAUCAACGAUUUGUCAGAGGUGUCAUUUCCUAAAGUUUUACAACGCGUCGUUAAAAGUGAAAGUAUCGAUAGAAGAUUAUCCGAAACUGUUGCAAGUAAUUAAACGUAAAAAGUGCGCGAUCGUAUUGAUGAUCGAUCUGACAGAUUUCCCUUGUAGCAUUUGGCCUAAUUUGAAAAGCAUUCUGCAUCCUUUCACGCCUAUUUUCCUGGUUGGAAACAAAGUCGAUCUGUUGCCCAGGGAUUCUCCGUUAUUCUUCGACAACGUUAAAAGGAGUUUAGUAGAGACGGUACUGGAUGUAACUGGCGUAAACGGGGCAAACAUUACGCACGUGCAGCUUGUGUCCGCCAAAACUGGAUACGGCGUAGAGGAGUUGAUAAAUAAGUUACAACACAUAUGGCGAUACAGGGGUGACGUCUACUUGGUCGGCUGCACGAACGUUGGAAAAUCUUCAUUGUUCAACACUUUAUUGAACUCGGAUUUCUGCAAGGUGCAAGCUGUUGACCUUGUACAACGCGCUACGGUGUCUGCUUGGCCAGGAACUACAUUGAAUUUAUUGAAAUUUCCAAUUUUAAAUCUGAACGGCAUGAAACUUUCGGCAAGAGUAACGAGGCUUUGCGACGAGAGAUUGUACAGACAGAGAGCAGCGCGAUACAAGAAUUAUAAAUUUAAAGAGACGAGGGACCUGGAAUUCGCGACGUUAGAAGCUCCAGUUGGUAGAUCGUUCACCGGAUACUCGCUGAAAGAAGAGAUCGCCGAUCCUUUCUCGGAAAAGUCGCACAAUUUCAUGACGAAGAAACCGACUUUCGACGAAUCUGAACCAGAGUACAAGCUGAGUCGAUGGUGCUACGAUACUCCGGGUACUAUUCAGAAGGAUCAAAUUCUAGAUUUGUUAACGACCGAUGAAUUGAUGUUAACGUUACCGCAACGAAUUAUCUCGCCGAGAACGCUUAUGUUGAAAUCGAAACAAACACUGUUCGUAGCUGGCAUGGGAAGAUUGGAUUAUCUCGAAGGAGAACACUAUAUACGGUGCACGCUGUUCGCGAGCAAAGAACUACCUAUAACGGUGUGUUACACCGUAGAUGCGAACCAAGUGUACGAGGAAUUGUUGGAUAGCGAGGCUUUCGUCGUACCCGCCAACGAUCCGGAACGAUUGAAAAUGUGGCCGAAAUUGGGAUGGAAAGAGCUAAAGGUAACCGGUGUGAGAGGUGAAUCCGUCGCUGACGUUGUACUCUCGAGUAUAGGUUGGAUCGCUGUUACGCCUCACGAAAACGAGAGCGCUUGUUUGAAAGCGUGGACGCCCGAGGGUCGUGGUAUAUAUCUGAGAAGUCCGGCAUUGCUGAGUAAAUCGGUGUAUCUUCAUGGGCCGAGGGUUGCAGGAACUCCGAUGUAUAGAUUUGGAAAACAGGUAUACGUUAAAAUUUAAAGGUGCACACCAUGGAUUUAUUCACGUUUCAAUCGUCAACUUGUCAUAGGUUUGUAAAGUCGGUGAAAAUUUUUGUAAAAACCGUCUCGUUUAUACGUAUGUACGU